Acanthosepion pharaonis is the source of this 1032-nucleotide messenger RNA. The record is from the annotation of a GenBank genome assembly. Lineage: Eukaryota; Metazoa; Mollusca; Cephalopoda; Sepiida; Sepiidae.
AUGGUCUUUUGGGGAAACGGCCGUUUGCAACUAAAAAUGCAAAAAAUGAAACUGAAUCGCAAAAGAAGAGUAAUUUUAUUAGCGUCUCUCUAUCAAUCCUUUGAUCUAUUUGGUAGCAAUGCAAGUGCACUUGUUGUACGGCUCGGAAGAGAAGGUGAAUCUGACUCUUUUCGACAAGGUUGCAGAACUUUCUUUCUUUCUUUCUUUCUUUCUUUCUUUCUUUCUUUCUUUCUUUCUCCUUACCCACUUUAUUUUCCUUUCUCUUUUACUCUUUCUCAUUCUUUUUGUUUCGUUCACUCUUUCACGUUUUCUUUCUUUCUUUCUUUCCCGACCUCCUUUAUUUUCCUUUCUAUUUUUCUCUUUCUCAUUGUUUCUGUUUCAUUCACCCUUUCUUUCUUUCUUUCUUUCUUUUUGAUUUUCGCUUUCUCUUUGCAUCUAGCACUUUCAUAUUCUUUCAAUAGUACGGAAAAACUAACGUUCUUUCUUUCUUUCUGUCUGUUCUUUCUUUCUUUCUUUCUUUCUUUCUUUCUUUUUGUCUGUCUGUCUGCUGCAGGGUGGCGGAUAGCAAUCUUUCUUUCUUUAUUUCUUUUUUCUCUAAUUUGUUAUUCUUUCUAUUUUAGGCGGAUACCAAUCUUUCUUUCUUUCUUUCUUUCUUCCUUCUCUCAUUUAUUAUACUUUCUAUGUUGGGCCGAUAACAUUCAUUAUUUCUUUUUUCUUCUCUUUAUUAUUCUUUAUAUCUUUCUUUUUUUUUCUUUCUUUUUCUCAUUUCUUUCUUUCUUCGCUAAUUUUUCAUUCUUUCUAUUUUGGGCCGAUAGCAAUAUAUCUUUCUUUUUUUUUUUCUUUUUCUCUCAUUUCUUUCUUUCUUCUUCUAAUUUUUUCAUUCUUUUCUAUUUUGGGCCGAUAGCAAUCUUUCUUUCUUUUUUCUUUCGUUCUUUUAUUAUUCUUUCAAAUUUGCGUAGAUAUCUUUCUUUUUUCUUUCUUUUUCUCUCAUUUCUUUCUUUCUUCGCUAAUUUUUCAUUCUUUCUAUUUUAG